This is a messenger RNA of Trypanosoma theileri, 1503 nucleotides long. RefSeq lists its product as uncharacterized. NCBI's taxonomy places the organism in Eukaryota, Euglenozoa, Kinetoplastea, Trypanosomatida, Trypanosomatidae. The coding region runs from base 1 to 1503 and encodes 500 amino acids. The record is from RefSeq and is a predicted model, not a curated record. The transcript has a single exon.
AUGCAGAUACCACCAUCUUCGGCACCCGCAGCACCACCACCGCCGCCACCGCCACCGCCACCACCACCGCCGCCGCCGCCGCCGUAUAGUUCUCUGUUUCCGGCUGGUGAUUCCACUUUUGUUGUUAACACUGCAGGACGUGCACCACCUGCUUAUAAUUGUGGUUUGCCUCCACCGUAUGAUGAGGCAGUCAAUUCUUCUUACCAUGAACCUACCGCUGAGGGACAACGUCCUACUGUGAGUAUAGUGAGUGGCAAUAAAACGUUUCAUGAAUUAAUGGCACUUCAAGAUCAGGUAGAACAUCUGAGACGUGAACUUGUUACUCGUGUUGCUCCGUAUAAGUCUUCUUCUGAUACCUCCCCUUCACUGAAACCGCAAUCCCAAUCUAGAGAAGAAGGAGAGAUGAAACGUCUGUUGCUCUCUCAGCAAUCAAAGAUUGAUGCGAUCAGUAAGUCACUACAACGUAUACUCGCACAUCCCACAACAUCAGGGACAACGACAUCAUCAUCUUCAAAGGGGGAAAAAACGGAAGAAAAAGAACAAAAUUUAACAUUGAAUCAAGAAAAAUCUGCUUCUAGUAAAGGCAGAAAAAAUGAAAAAACGAAUUAUCCUAGAGAUUCAUCAGUAGAGAAUUCAAAGGAUGGUGUAGUGGAUCUUGUACAACUUUUAACGACUUUUUACAAUCUUCAACCUGCAAAGUGUUGGCACUGCCGUGAGCAAUUACCUAAUUCAUUUGGUGAAGAACUUCUUGCAGAAGCUAUGGGUACAACAAGUCGUGAUUUAUUGGAACAAUACACCAAUUUAUUGGUGAAACGCCUUAAUGAAGAGUACGCCGCCUCAGGAGGAAAACGUCAUCAAACAAUAACACCUACUCUUGGUUUUAAAAAAGAUAAUGAGGUGUACAAAAAAUUAGGAAGAGUUCCUCUUCCUGUUUAUCAACAAGUACUGGAGCGAACGCAAUUUCCAUCAGAAAUUCCGGCGUAUCGAAUCGCUUUCGCUGCAUGUGAAGUUUACCAUCAUAAUCAUUUGAUGGGGAUUUUACCUUCCUCAAGGUUAACAUCUUUUGUACCACAUUCUGCUGCCGCGGUAUCAGCUACUUCAAGUUGUCAGUGUGAUGAUAAAGUUGCAGAUAUGCUUUUACGUGGUGUAAGAUUUUUGUGGCUUCCUACUCGUUUUAUGGAAGAUGAACUCAGACGAUGUGAAGGAAUGGGAUUAUCAGCGGAAGCCUCCUCUUGUGCUGUCUACAGAAGUCUUUUCUUGCGUCUUCGACGAGCGAUUGAAUUAAAAAAAUGUUUAAGGGAUGCUCCAUUAUCACAAGGAAGACAUCAUCACCUUCCUGGGGCAUGCAAUACGGAAGCUUUUCUCGGAGAAAUACGUCGCAUACGUCCAUCGUAUAGGUUCCUCAAUGCAUCAGAAAAGAAACAGUUUUUGAACGGUGAAGGUAUGGGUCUACCUACAAUACACAAAUUACAAGAUCGUUGUGAAACAAGUUUAGACUCAUAA